CAUACUUGCUUUGUGAUGAGAAGCCUGGUAGGGAAUGUCCUGCUGACUGAGAAAGUGCGUCAAUAACACAGCCGACGGUAUCAGACACAAUGAGCGCCAGCCGCUGACCGACACAUGGCAUCAGUCCUGGAGGAAACGUCAAUCACGAGCACCAUGGAAACGUCCAACUUUGCCCACGUCAUCUUCCAGAAUGUCGGAAAGAGCUACGUUCCGCACGCCGCCCUAGAGUGCCACUACACUCUCACGCAGUUCAUCACGCCCCAUCAUAAGGACUGGGUCGGCAUCUUCAAGGUCGGAUGGAGCACGGCUCGCGACUACUACACCUUCCUGUGGUCUCCUCUGCCGGAGACGUACACCGAAGGCACCGCCAUCCACAGAUCUGUCGUCUUUCAAGGAUACUACGUGCCCAACGACGACGGCGAGUUCUACCAGUUCUGUUACGUCACCCACAAAGGAGAGAUCCGCGGCGCCAGCACGCCCUUCCAGUUCCGUGCCAGCAGCCCCACCGAGGAGGAGCUGCUGACCGUGGAGGAUGAGGGUGGAUCAGACAUCCUGGUCGUCACCACCAAGGCCAGUUAUCUGGAGCAAAAGAUGGAGGAGGUGCUUCUGGAGAAGGACGAGCUCCUGAAGAGCAUGGAUCUCCUCCAGCGGGAGAGAGACGAGCUCCUGGAGCAGAGGGACGUCCUUCAGAAACAGUGGGAACAGGAGCAGGAGAGCAGCGCUCAGCUCAGGAAGGAAGUGCAGGAGCUGCAGCUCUCCUCCCAGAGCCUGCAGGAGGAGAAAGACGAGGUACAGAGGAGGCUGGAGGAGAACACGGCUCGACUCUCACAGCUGGAGGAGGAUCUGAUCGGGGUCACUCAGAAAGGUCUGCAGAAGGAGACCGAGCUGGACUGCCUGAAAGAUCGUGUGAAGAAGCUCAGUUCAGAAAAAGAAGCGCUGGAGUCUCAGCUGAAGAACGAGAAGGAUGAAAAGGAGCUCUACAAGAUCCACCUGAAGAACCGCGAGCUGGAGAACACUAAGCUGAGCGCCGAGCUGCAGAUGCUGAGGUCGGUGGACGUGAAUAAGGAGAACACCAUCGCGCAGUUAAAGGACGAGCUGGCCAGAGCCAAAGCCUGCCUGGCAGAGAAGGACAAGCAGCACCGCCAACUGCUGGCCAACAGCUCUCCGACGGAGACCAAGGCCCUGCGUGAGCAGCUCAGGCAGAAGGAGGAGCAGCUCCAGGCCACCCAGCAGCAGGCCGCCAUGCUGUCCGCCGAGCUCCGGGACUCGUCCAGCGCGCGGGACCGCGGCAUGGCCGAGCUGUACCGGGCCCGGCUGGAGGUCGACACCCUCAGGCAGGGCCAGGCGGAGGCGCGGGCCGAAUGCAGCCGCCUGGAGAAGCAGGUGGAGGAGAUGAAGAGCUCCGCCGCGCAGGAAGCCAAUGAGGAGUCGGAGGUUUUGGCGGUGGCCGAGCUGCAGAGGGAGGUCGAGGACCUGAAGCUCAGGCUGCAGAUGGCUGCAGAACAUUACAAGGAGAAGUACAAGGAAUGUCAAAAACUGCAGAAGCAAGUGGUGAAGAUGUCUGAGCAGCAAGGGGUAAAGAGGAGUCCUGGUUCAGAGGGAGCCAACGGUCCCCUCUCUGUCAGUCCAGAAGCAUCUGUACCAGGAAGUCCAGGCUCAUCAGACAAAGUGCUGGACGCCAUAAUCCACGGCAAGCUGAAGGGGGUCAGUAAGGAAAGUUGUGACAAGAACGACAAGUACAAGAAGUGCAAACAUUUACUGUGUGAGGAGAAGGAGCGUAACGGCGUGCUCAUGGAUGAGCUGGCCAAGCUGGAGCUGAAAUGGAAGGAGCAGCUAAAGAUCAACGAGGGUCUGAAACUGCAGCUGGCAGCCGAGGAGGAUCGCUAUAAGAGUCAGGUAGCAGCUAAAGGUCGUGAGCUGAAGGAACUGAAGGACAGCCUCGCCACUUUAUCCAAAGAGAAGGAGAAACUGGAAGGGGAGCUGCAGAGAAGUGUCAGUCAGGACAAAGACGCCGCCGCCGACAGUCUGGACAUGCAUCCAGUUUUCCUCCAGUACUCGCUGCCGUACCAGCAGGACGUCCCCUCGCCUCUACUGGUGGCCCAGCGCCCCACUGAGCUGAUGUUCGGGAACCCGUACUCGUCCGACACCAGGGACAGCGCCGACGGCGAGUUCUCCGACGAUCAGAUGCUGAGACUUCCUCCCGUCGGCCCUCCGUCCUGGGACAGUAACGUCGUGUGCAGCCAACCGGCCCGAAACCUGAACCGCCCGGACGGCCUGGAGGAACCCGAGGAACCCCCGAGUCCUCAGCCCAGUGACCCGGAUACAGUCAGCGAACCGCCCGCCCACUUCCCUAAUGACGGACAAAUUCCUUUCUGCUUUGAGUCCAGCGAGGAGUCUCAGAAGCGCUGUCCACUCUGCGAGGUCAUCUUCCCUCCCAAUUACGACCAGUCCAAGUUCGAGGAGCAUGUGGAGAGCCACUGGAAGGUUUGUCCCAUGUGCAGCGAGCAGUUCCCGCUCGACUGCGACCAGCAGCUCUUCGAGAAGCACGUGCUCACCCACUUCGACAGCAACGUCCUCAACUUCGACUAGGCCGGGCGACGGCGGGAUGAAGAACGCGUAACAUUUAGUCCACGCUAAGCUCCUCACAGACGCCGUCGCAUGUUACGCUCCGAGUAGUUAAUCACUCUUUAUAAGAACUUAUUUUAAACCCUCCUGAUCUGUUAGCAAAUGAGUUUCUGUAACGUUAGAGCUAAUGCAGGAUCUUUGAUUUUUCUGGCGCUAUUUAUUAGUUACGGGGUUCUUUAAGGCCGCAGGGUGGACGGACUAGCAUACGGUCACUUUAUCAUAAACGUUCUAUCUUUUAAACACAAGAAACUGGUAUUUAAAGCUUUAAGGCUAGCGUCAGGUAUCGUCUUCUCUCUCUGCGCCGUCAGGGCACAUUAGUUUCUCUACAGUAUACAGAUCUAUAUCAAUAAAUCAAUAUUUUAGAAUAAGAAUUUAAUCAUCACUGGAGGAACGAACACCUGCUUUAUAAAGCGAGUGAGCACUCUGAUGGGUCACGUCUCUUUUUCUGUUUAAAGUAGCCGACAGACGAGCUGUUAUUUAAACGUAGCCGCGUACUCGUCCUCUCUGGUUCCCACGACUCAGAUUAAGCCUGGUCCUGGUCCUGGUCCUGGUCCUGGUCCUGAACUCGAGGACCUGCUGGAGUACGAUUAUAUUACACACGAGUGCAUGCAAACAUUCGCUUUAUUAAUAAAACCUGUAAACAACAGCGUAUUACUGACCACGCCCGAUUUAACACCGGACUUAAUCUGUCUCAGUUAACCACGCCGUCACGUUUCCUCUGGGUUUUUGGUUUUAGUUGAUGUGUUCUUCUAUAAACUCUUUAUUUGUGUUUGUGUUCUUUAAUUCAACAACAAUAAAGAUUCGUUUGGAACAA
Molecule: messenger RNA, 3439 nt
Organism: Trichomycterus rosablanca
Lineage: Eukaryota; Metazoa; Chordata; Actinopteri; Siluriformes; Trichomycteridae
Gene: tax1bp1b
Product: Tax1 (human T-cell leukemia virus type I) binding protein 1b
Exons: 19
Coding region: 115-2589 (824 amino acids)
Source: RefSeq, a predicted model, not a curated record